GCGAGUGUGUGUGUGCGGGAGUGUGUGCGCACACGCCUCCGGGGGCUGGAGUGACACUGCAGUGGGUUUCUCCCUCGCGCCGGCCCUCCGGCUGCUCAGCCCCCCACCUGCCGCCACCGCGUUUGGGAAGCAGCUUGGCUCUUUUAUCUUCCUGAGCCUCCCUCUCCAUCCACCCCUCGCCAGUCUUACUUUUCCUUCCACCCAGGGGGCUGCAGCUGGCCACCCCUCAACCGGUGCCAACACCUAAGCCGUUUCCAGUCUCUCCUUAGCCAGUCUUUUCCACUUAUCCUUCUCUGGGGUUCCUCCACGAGCCAGUCCAAGGCUCCCCCAUCCUCGGAAAUUGUUUUGUUGGACUGCUGUACCGAGGCGUGUAAAGCUUGAGGACUUUAUUAUUAUUUUGAUUCUUUUCAUUUCCUCCCCUCUGGGCAACGGAGCAAUGAAAUUUCCAAUCGAGACUCCAAGAAAACAGGUGAACUGGGAUCCUAAAGUGGCCGUUCCGGCAGCAGCGCCCCCCGUGUGCCAGCCCAAGGGGGCCACUAACGGGCACUACGCUGCCCCACGCCUCUCCAUCUCCUCCCGAGCCACGGUGGUAGCCAGGAUGGAAGGCGCCUCCCAGGGGGGCUUGCAGACCGUCAUGAAGUGGAAAACAGUCGUCGCAAUCUUUGUGGUCGUGGUGGUCUACCUCGUCACCGGCGGUCUGGUCUUCCGAGCAUUGGAGCAGCCCUUCGAGAGCAGCCAGAAGAAUACCAUUGCCUUGGAGAAGGCGGAGUUCCUGCGGGAUCAUAUCUGCGUGAGCCCACAGGAGCUGGAGACGCUGAUCCAGCAUGCCCUUGACGCUGACAACGCAGGAGUAAGUCCGAUAGGAAACUCUUCCAACAACAGCAGUCACUGGGACCUUGGAAGUGCCUUUUUCUUUGCUGGGACUGUCAUCACCACCAUAGGGUAUGGGAAUAUUGCUCCAAGCACCGAAGGAGGCAAAAUCUUUUGUAUUUUAUAUGCCAUCUUUGGAAUUCCGCUCUUUGGUUUCUUAUUGGCUGGAAUUGGAGACCAACUUGGAACCAUCUUUGGGAAGAGCAUUGCAAGAGUGGAGAAGGUCUUUCGAAAAAAGCAAGUGAGCCAGACCAAGAUCCGGGUCAUCUCAACCAUCCUGUUCAUCUUGGCCGGCUGUAUUGUAUUUGUGACGAUUCCUGCUGUCAUUUUCAAAUAUAUCGAGGGGUGGACCACCUUGGAGUCCAUUUACUUUGUGGUGGUCACCCUCACCACGGUGGGCUUUGGUGACUUUGUGGCAGGGGGAAAUGCCGGCAUCAAUUACCGGGAGUGGUAUAAGCCCCUAGUGUGGUUUUGGAUCCUUGUUGGCCUGGCCUACUUUGCAGCUGUCCUCAGUAUGAUCGGAGAUUGGCUACGGGUUCUAUCCAAAAAGACAAAAGAAGAGGUCGGUGAAAUCAAGGCCCACGCGGCCGAGUGGAAGGCCAACGUGACGGCCGAGUUCCGAGAGACGCGGCGGCGGCUCAGCGUGGAGAUCCACGACAAGCUGCAGCGGGCCGCCACCAUCCGCAGCAUGGAGCGCCGGCGCCUGGGCCUGGACCAAAGGGCCCACUCGCUGGACAUGCUCUCCCCAGAGAAGCGCUCUGUCUUCGCCGCUCUGGACACGGGCCGCUUCAAGGCCUCAUCCCAGGAGAGCAUCAACAAUCGGCCCAACAACCUGCGCCUCAAGGGCUCCGAGCAGCUGAACAAACACGGGCAGGGGGCCUCCGAGGACAACAUCAUCAACAAGUUCGGGUCCACCUCCAAACUCACCAAGAGGAAAAACAAGGACCUCAAAAAGACCUUGCCCGAGGACGUUCACAAAAUCUACAAGACCUUCCGGAAUUACUCCCUGGACGAAGAGAAGAAGGAGGAGGAGACGGAGAAGAUGUGUAACUCAGACCACUCCAGCACCGCCAUGCUGACUGAGUGCGUCCAGCAGCAGGCCGGGAUGGAGAAUGGAAUGGUCCCCACGGACACCAAAGACAGGGAACUUGAGAACAAUGCAUUACUUGAAGACAGAAACUAAAUGCUGAGGACCUAGGACUUGACCAAGCGUUGUGUUUGUUUUUUUUUUUUUACAUUCACCCUGAGACACGUGCCUUAAACAGACUUCUCGUUAGUCCGAAAUUACAUAGCAUUGAAGAAUAUAUUUCACUGUGCCAUAAAUGACGGAGAAAGAUCGCUCUGCCAAAAGGAAUCAAAGAAUAAGGACCGCACUUCCGACAGGGACCGCGGGACACGCCGGGAGUGUUCGCACACGCAAGAGGUCGUGGCCACAAAAGUUAAGGGCAGGUGUGGGACGGUGCUGCACCCCCAGCGUGGCGCCGCCUGGGCCUGGUGUGGAGAAAGGGCAGCUAUUCCUUAGACCAGCCUUCUGGAAGGAACAGGUGUGUCUUUUACAUGGAGCCUCGUUUCCUGAACCUACUGUUAGAGAUAUGCACACACACAGAAGGGGACCGGAUGGGGGAUGAACUAGUACCUGCAAUGAGGGUUCGAGCUGACAUUGUGGCAUGUUGCUCUGAGCUUGAAUUUUGAUACACAUCCUUCAGUGCACACCUAGUCUUUCUAAGCUCCAAAUGAGUGUCCAUGGGACCCGGGAGCACGUGGAAUUUGUGGGAAACAGAUCAGAGCACACGUAUUAAAAGGUGCAAUUGCUUUCCUCAUUACAAAAGAAAAAAAAUCACAAAUGCAUCACACUGUGGAUAUCACCUUAACCAAUGACAGAAGCCUACUGAAUUUUGUCUAUCGACAAAUGACAAAUGAACUUGCAAGCAUUGGCGAAAACUCAACCUCAUUCGCUGCAUGGUUAUAGGCAAAAA
Odobenus rosmarus divergens (Pacific walrus) is the source of this 2846-nucleotide messenger RNA. RefSeq names its product potassium channel, subfamily K, member 10 (gene KCNK10). Lineage: Eukaryota; Metazoa; Chordata; Mammalia; Carnivora; Odobenidae. Gene Ontology annotation, biological process: potassium ion transmembrane transport; stabilization of membrane potential. Gene Ontology annotation, cellular component: membrane. Bases 437 to 2053 code for a protein of 538 amino acids. The transcript has 7 exons. Gene Ontology annotation, molecular function: potassium ion leak channel activity. The record is from RefSeq and is a predicted model, not a curated record.